Messenger RNA from Gadus morhua (Atlantic cod), 1040 nucleotides. RefSeq names its product alpha-ketoglutarate dehydrogenase subunit 4 (gene kgd4). Gene Ontology annotation, cellular component: oxoglutarate dehydrogenase complex. The record is from RefSeq and is a predicted model, not a curated record. The coding region runs from base 119 to 460 and encodes 113 amino acids. Gene Ontology annotation, molecular function: oxoglutarate dehydrogenase (succinyl-transferring) activity. NCBI's taxonomy places the organism in Eukaryota, Metazoa, Chordata, Actinopteri, Gadiformes, Gadidae. Gene Ontology annotation, biological process: 2-oxoglutarate metabolic process. The transcript is spliced from 6 exons.
UAAUCAAUGGAUGGCAACGAUGUCCUGAGCAGAUACUGACCGACCUCCAGGUCACGACAUUGUCGAAUAAAGACAUUUUAAGCAAGCGAUCUACCCGGAAUUAAAGGACGAGGUCAUCAUGGGUAGCAAAGUCAGCUCCAAAAUGGCAGCUCCUGCCGCCCGUGUAAUUCAGGCUAUCAGGCCCCGUGCCCCUCUGAUAAAGUUUCCUGACCGGCUAGGGGUGGCAAAGCCUAAUGCCUCUGAAGCAAUACAAGUAUUGGCAGUGAACAUGGCACAACAGAGCCCUCCCAAUUCCAUGUCGGUAGGGACAACGCCUCCCUACCGACCUGCGGUCCCUUUCACUAGGCUUCCUGGAUCCCCAGACACCCUGGCCUCUAUCAAGCUGGUACCCCAGCGGUAUCGUAGGAGACCCAUGGUGGUGGAGGAGAUGGAGUACAUCCAGCGUGGUGGGCCGGAGUGAACUAUGGCACAGUGCGAACAUUAAAUAGACCUUAUCUGCAGAAAUCAGCACUUCUUUUCAACAUUAUUCUACAUCACAAGGACACCUUCUGCCACAAUGCAUCACAGACAUAAUGCAGAAUAAUGUAUGAGAUGAUUCAUGUUGAAAAUGUACAUAUUAAAUGUGUUUCUUAAAAAUUGUAUAGACUUUAUGCUUGUCUUGUGUCUAAAUUGUACAGGAGAUUCAAUUCCCAUCAUGUUCUCCCAGACACAGUCAGGCAUUCUAUCAUUUAUUUUUACCUUUGGACCAAUAGCUGGACAAACUGCACUCCAUUGUUUUCCAAUUACAGUAUAAAGCAUUCAAUAAGGCCUGUUUUACCCUUCUGAAGCCAAUAGCUAGAUACAAUGUAAAGGCUGGAGUACAUUUAAGACAAAAAGGGUUAAUAGAUUUUUAAGCUGUUGGUUAGUUCCAUUGCAAUAAUCUAUCCAGAGUAUUAUUGUUGAGUGUUUCUGCAGGGAUUGGGGCUAAGGAAGAAAGCAAAUAUACUGGGAAUGCAUUUACAUUAAAUGCUGAUUUUGAAUGAUUAAAAUAUUUAAGUUUA